AUGCAUGAUCGAUUACCAGCGCUCCAGAUCGGCUAUCACAAGCAAAACAUCAAUGUCAUUGGAAUCAUGGCGUUUUCAUUCGUCAACUACGAUGGUCCAAAGCUGCCCAAGGACCCUGGUGUCCGCAAGCUCAUUCGAAAACAGGCCAUGAGAGAUGUCGCGGUGGACAGAAGAACGAGGGGCGGCUACGGACAGCACAAUCUGAGGCAAUACCCAGACUUUUCUAGCAAUGAAGAUUUGUCACUUCGUGAAAAGAAAGCUCUGGAUGAUACGAGACGAAGUUCGCCAGAAAAAUGGUCGCCAGACCGAGACCCGAUCACAUCCCUGCAGAAAGUGAUGGUGCGCUCCAUACACACUCGUUCUCAUGCAUACACCUCCCCUGUCUCAAUAGCAUACCCUGACCAUGCCACGACCGAAAAGUUCGCUCUUCUGCUGAACCUCGCACCACUCACAGGCUUGCGUCUCGGCAUCGCCAAAUUCUCGCCUCUGAAGUCGGAACUCGUCAAUGCCUCCGCCUCGCAACUAGGAAGCCGAAAGCUAGCCUACUUCAUCACAACCCGAUACGCGCAGGUGCCGACGCUGCGAUAUGCUACCGACUGCGUCAUUGCGAAGCUACGGCAGAUACUGCGGCCAUCGGACAGUUCGUCGCCGGAGGGGGAGCACGCGAUCUUGGUCCAGUACACCAAGGCGCUGAGGUCACUGCACAAGGCUCUGGACGAUGAGGCGCAGAGGGUGACAGCCGAGACGCUCUGCGCAACAGAACUCUUAGGAAUUUUCGAGUUGCUUGAUGGGAACCUAGAAUCUCACGCCUCAAUGCGUCAUGCCGGCGGCGCUGCCCAGCUCAUACAAAUACGUGGGGCCCAAAGAUUCAACACUGAGUUUGAAAUGGCACUUUUUAUGUCUCACGUUGGGCCAGCCGUAAUGGAGGCGCUUCUCAGCAACAAGUCAUGCUUCCUAGCAGAAGAAGCAUGGAAACAAGUCAUGAGCUCUGUCAUUCACUGCGACGACUCGUUGUCCGAUCAAAAGGACCUUGCCAUUGCCCUGUGGAGCCAUCUCGUCAACGGCCCCAGGCGGUUUAAGGAGGUGACGGACGCCAUUUCAUCAGCCACUCCGCCUUCCCAGGACGAGAUUGAUGGAAUUAUCAGACGCUUGCAAUCUGAUCGAGACAGUCUACUAGACUGGCUGAUCAUGGCAAGUACACUACCAGAACUGCAGGGCAUGCAGCUAGAAGCGGACCAAUACGGCGUCGUGUUUCCACGACACUCGUGGAAAAGCAACCCUAACCACAACUCUCGGCUCGCGCUAUGGGGGACAUAUGUCAUGUGCCGCAUCCUUAAGUCGCGCUUACUGGUCGCCAUGGCACCGCGCCGAUUCAGCACCUUGGAGGUUGAGUGCCAACAUCUG
This is a messenger RNA of Alternaria arborescens, 1404 nucleotides long. RefSeq lists its product as hypothetical. The annotation marks the transcript as partial. The record is from RefSeq and is a predicted model, not a curated record. Lineage: Eukaryota; Fungi; Ascomycota; Dothideomycetes; Pleosporales; Pleosporaceae. The transcript is spliced from 3 exons.